Messenger RNA from Penicillium bovifimosum, 3987 nucleotides. RefSeq names its product ABC transporter B family protein. Bases 1 to 3987 code for a protein of 1328 amino acids. The record is from RefSeq and is a predicted model, not a curated record. Gene Ontology annotation, biological process: transmembrane transport. Gene Ontology annotation, cellular component: membrane. Gene Ontology annotation, molecular function: ABC-type transporter activity; ATP hydrolysis activity; ATP binding. Lineage: Eukaryota; Fungi; Ascomycota; Eurotiomycetes; Eurotiales; Aspergillaceae. The transcript has 12 exons.
AUGAAACUUUACGACAUAAAUCAAUCCGGUUAUAUUGAUGUCGAUCGGUCCGACCCCUGUUGUGGAUGUCUUGGUGUUUUAGGCAGCGACACUUCGAUCGCCCCAGUACUCAGUAGGCUUGUAGUCUCCGCGACCGCAAAUGUCAUGGAGUCGCCAAACACUCCUCUAGAAGAGGAAUCGAACCUUCGAGAUAAGGAGGACAAGGAGGCAAGCUCUCCUACUUUCGGAAAUUAUUUGAGGAUUCUCUCCUACGGUACUAGAAAUGGUCGGGUUUUCCUCGUCAUCCUGGGCUUGGUAUGCGCCAUGGGAUCCGGAGUGGCUCUGCCAUUAAUGAACAUUGUCUUUGGAAAACUUGUCGGUGAUUUCAAUCAAUAUUUCGUCCCAGGUGCUGCCCCCAGCGAGGAGACAUUUAAAGCCUCGAUCAACCAAAACAGUCUCUAUAUUGUAUACCUGUUCAUUGGCAAAUUUGUGUUGACAUACAUUUCUAUGAUCUGCUUUCGGGCCCUCAGCCUAUAUGCAUCCGCUGCAUUGCGUCUUGAAUAUACCACUGCGCUUUUUGCGCAACCGAUAGGUCGACUGGAUGAAAUCUCUGUUGGGACAAUAACAAAUUCAAUUACGGGGUUAUCGAAUACAAUUCAGCAAAGUGUGUCAGACCGGCUGGCUAUCCUGUUUCAGUCUCUCGCACUGCUUGUUUCCGCUUACGCCAUUGCCUUCAAAUACUCAUGGGCACUCACAUUGGUGGUCAGUGCGGCGAUCCUGUUCGUGCUGAUCAGUUUUAGCAUGACAGUACCAUUCCUGGUGAAGAUACAGCGGAACGUCGACAAGGCUGAUAACCAUCAUGCAACUGUUGCAGGUGACGUCUUUAGCUCUAUCCGAACAGUUUUCUCGUUGGGUGCAGAGGAUCCAUUGACCAAGAAAUACGCCCGUUUAGUUGAUGACGCCAAAAGGGAAGGCUUGCGGAUGUCCCCCGUCACUGGUAUCCACUUGGGGCUUCUUUUCUUUGCGAUGUAUGUGAGCUUCGCAUUGGCGUUUUGGUUUGGAUUGAAGCUCUACCGUGAGGGUCACAUCGCCAAUAUCAACACGGUCAUCACGGUCUUCUUCUCCGUGCUCCUCGUGGUAACAGUUUUGGGGGGUAUCGCUUCACCCCUCAUGGCCAUUACCAAAGCAAUCAGUGCAUCAGGGGCAUUUUUCAGCAUCAUUGACUCGGAGAAGAUCUCCACAGCUGGGCUCAGGGACCAGGAUGCGCUCUGUAGUGCCGAUAUCAUAUUUCGUGAUGUUACCUUCGCCUAUCCAAAACGGCCAGGUGUAUACGCUCUGAAUGGAUUCAACGCCACAAUCAAGAAUGGAAAAACAACAGCACUAGUUGGGCCGUCAGGGUCCGGAAAGAGCACUGUGGUUGCGUUGCUUGAGAGAUGGUAUGAACUGCUUGAUGAAUCACCGUCAGAUUCCACAGGGAAACUCCACUCGGGAGAAAUUACUAUGGACAAUCGCCGCAUUCAUGAAUUAGACCUGAAAUGGUGGAGAUCCCAGAUCGGAUUAGUUCAACAAGAGCCGUUUCUCUUCAAUGACUCGAUUCACAAUAACGUUGCGUUUGGGCUGAUUGGGUCGAAAUGGGAAAAUGAACCGGAGGCUGUGAAAGUGGGACUGGUGGUAGAAGCGUGCAGGGAGGCCUUUGCAGAUGAGUUUAUCACACGGCUUCCUCAGGGCUAUUCAACGGUCGUUGGUGAGGGCGGGAUUACCUUAAGCGGAGGACAACGCCAACGACUUGCUAUCGCACGGAGCAUUGUCGGGCAACCCUCCAUUCUGAUCUUCGACGAAGCCACAAGUUCUAUCGACGUCCGCGCUGAAAAAAUUGUUCAAGCUGCUCUCGACCGUAUAUCGAAGCAUCGAACCACAGUUAUAAUUGCACAUCGCCUCUCUACUGUGCGCCGAGCAGACAACAUCAUUGUUAUGAAAGAUGGUGUGAACAUGGAACAAGGGACACAUGAAGACCUCAUAAGCAGAGGAGGGAUAUAUCAUGGAAUGGUUGGCGCGCAACAACUUGAACCGCUUCAAGCUCUCGACAACGACGAUGAAUGGGAUGGCGUGAUCCUCCCGAAGGAGGAGAUUGAGCCGCAAGAAUACUCGAUCCACAAGAUUGAAGAUGAAGAACAAGAUCUGCAAGCUAGCCGCAAGCCGAAGGAAGUUGGCUUCUUUCAUUCAUUCGGCGUCGUCGCUCAUGAUCAUCGGAAGCAUUGGAUUUUGUACACUUUGAUCAUCCUCGGGGCUGCCGGAGCUGGCUCUGGAUAUGCGCUACAAAGCUGGCUCUUUGCACAGUUGAUUCAGGUCUUCCAAUUUACUGGACAGAAACUUGUUAAUGCGGCUAAUUUCUGGGCAUUGAUGUUCUUCAUCCUGGCUCUUGCCAUGGCGGCAUUCUACUCCUUUUUGGGAUGGACCUCAAACUCGGUCUCGCUGUCUGUCGCAUCGACCUAUCGCAAAGAUUACUUUGUCAAUAUCGUCCGAGAGUCGGUUGCAUAUUUCGAUCGGGAAGAGAACGCCUCCGGCAGCUUGGUAUCCCGGUUGUCGACAGAUCCAAGACAAAUCCAAGAAUUAUUUGGCCCUACCGGUGUCUUCCCUCUGAUAUCUGUUUUCAAUGUCAUUGGAUGUGUCAUCAUAUCUUUCAUCUUUGGCUGGAAGUUGGCAGCUGUUACGUUCUUUGCCGCCAUGCCGUUUCUCUUCCUUUCUGCCUUCAUGCGUAUCCGCUACGAGGUCAUGUUUGAAUCUUUGAAUGCAGAAGUGUACAAAGAUAGUUCGCAGUUUGCAGCCGAAGCAAUACGUGGAUUCAGAACGGUCACCUCCUUGACCAUGGAGGAUCACAUUAUUACGCGUUAUUCGGAUUUAUUACAGCAGCAACGGGAAAAAGCACUUCGAAAAGCUUGGUAUGCGACGCUUGUCUUCUCGUUUUCAGAUAGUGUGGAACUGUGUGCAAUGGCUCUCACCUUUUGGUACGGUGGGCAACUGCUGGCAUCUCGUGAAUACGAUACUACCGCAUUCUUUGUGGUAUAUGUUGCUAUUAUCCAAGGCGGGCAGUCAGCAGGGCAGUUCUUCAGCUUUGGUCCCAACAUCGCGCAGGCUAAGACCUCGAUGAGUCGCAUUCUGAGUGCUCGAGCGACGGCCAACGCCAAAGUGGAAAAUACCACGACAGGGCCGCUUUUCUCUCCUGAGCAGAAGCACGCCGCUGAUAUCGAAUUUCGAGACGUCACUUUCAAAUAUCCUUCUCGAAACGUCGCGGCAUUUUCCAACCUCAGCGUAUCGAUCCCGAGGGGUCAAUUUGUCGCCUUUGUUGGACCCUCUGGCGCUGGCAAGUCCACAGUCAUCUCGUUACUUGAAAGGUUCUACGACGCUACCCACGGUUCCAUCUUAUUCAACGGACGGGAUAUCCGCUCUAUUGAACUCUCCUCCUACCGAAGAUGCAUUUCCCUUGUCGCUCAGGAGCCGAGACUGUUCGAUGGCAGCAUCCAAGACAAUCUACUCCUAGGUCUUGAAUCGACGGACGACGAGGUCACACACGAACAGAUGGUGCAAGCAUGCCAAGACGCCGAAAUCCACGAUUUCAUCCUAUCUCUACCUAGCGGCUACCUCACGAAUCUCGGCGUCAGCGCGCAAACAUCGCUCAGUGGCGGCCAGAAACAGCGCCUGUGCAUUGCACGGGCUCUAAUCAGGAGGCCAUUGGUUCUUCUUUUGGAUGAGGCGACGUCCAGUCUGGACUCUCAGUCUGAGAAGCUCAUCCAGGAGGCGAUGGAGCGCCUAGCUGUGAAACGCAAUAUGACUAUCAUCGCGGUCGCGCACAGACUAGCCACUAUCCAAAAGGCAGAUAGCAUCUUUGUCUUCGGGGAAAGUGUAUCACAUCGCGGGUCGGAGAUAUUGGAAAGGGGGACGCAUCGCGAGUUGCUUCGAAACAAGGGACCUUACUGGCAAAUGUGCCAGGCACAGACUUUGGAGAUGUAG